AUGGAGGGCGGCGGAGGAUCGGGGCGUAGUGGCCGGGACAAGAAGAAGGGGAAGGGGCCAGAGGAGGCGGCGACGGGGUCUGGGGACCCCGGCAAGUCAAAGAAAUUCACUUUGAAGCGGCUGAUGGCGGAUGAGCUGGAGCGAUUCACCAGCAUGCGGAUAAAAAAGGAGAAGGAAAAAUCCAAUGCGGCUCAUAGGAAUUCGUCUGCUUCCUAUAAUGAUGUUCCUAGUGCAGGCCAGGUGCUGCAGGACAUCACAGAUCAGGAGGUGCUGGGCCUCUUUGAACAGAUGCUGGUCGAUAUGAAUCUGAAUGAGGAGAAGCAGCAGCCUCUGAGGGAGAAGGACAUAAUAAUCAAGAGGGAGAUGGUGUCCCAGUAUCUACAUACCUCCAAAGCUGGCAUGAGUCAGAAGGAGAGCGCCAAGUCAGCCAUGAUCUAUAUCCAGGAGCUGAAAUCAAAUCUCAGGGAUGCCCAAUUGCUCGGUUGUUUGGAGUCUCUGCGAGUGUCGCUCAACAACAACCCUGUCAGCUGGGUACAGAAUUUUGGGGCUGAGGGCCUCAACUGCCUGCUGGACAUAUUAAAAAGGCUCCAUGAUGAGAAGGACGAGGCACCCAGCUCCUAUGACACCCGAAGCAAACAUGAGAUCAUCCGAUGCCUGAAGGCUUUCAUGAACAACAAGUUUGGAAUCAAGACAAUGCUGGAAACGGAGGAGGGGAUCUUGCUGUUGGUGAGAGCUGUUGACCCCAAAGUCCCUACCAUGAUGAUAGAUGCUGUGAAGCUGCUGUCUGCUCUCUGUAUCCUGCCUCAGCCCGAGGACAUGCAUGAGCGAGUUCUGGGGGCACUGACAGAGCGAGCAGAAGUGGACGAGGUGGAGCGAUUCGGUCCCUUGUUGGAUGGUUUAAGGGGCGGAACCUCUGUGGCACUGAAGGUAGCCUGUAUGCAGCUGAUCAAUGCCCUUAUCAUCCCUGCUGAUGAGCUCGACUUCCGAGUUCAUAUUCGAAGUGAACUGAUGCGUUCUGGGUUGCAGCACAUCCUUACGGAGCUGCGGAAACUGGAGAAUGAGGAACUGAAGGUGCAGCUGAGUGUAUUUGAAGAACAUGGUGAGGAGGAUUCUGAAGACCUCAGGAGCCGCCUUGAGGACAUUCGCAUUGAAAUGGAUGAUUUCAGUGAAGUCUUCCAGAUUCUCCUCAAUACAGUAAAGGAUUCCAAAGCAGAGCCAUUCUUCCUGUCCAUCCUGCAGCACCUUCUGCUGAUCCGCAACGAUUAUGAAGCCAGGGCUCAGUACUAUAAGCUAAUUGAUGAAUGCAUUUCCCAGAUAGUUCUGCAUAAGAAUGGUGCUGAUCCAGACUUCAAAUGCAAGCACCUCAACAUUGACAUCGAGGGAUUAAUAGAUAACUUGAUUGAUCAAACGAAGGUGGAGAAAAGUGAGGCUAAAGCAGUGGAGCUGGAGAAAAAGCUGGACUCAGAACUGACUGCACGGCAGGAGCUUCAGGUUGAAAUGAAGAAGAUGGAAAGUGACUUUGAAAAGAAACUCCUGGAUUUAGAUGCAGAGAAGCAAUUCCUGGACAAGGAGAAACAACAAAUUACCCUAGAGAAGCAGAGUUUAGAAGAUGAAGUCUCCAAGAACAACAAGCAGAUCAUUGAGUUAUCGAAGGAGCUUAAAGAUACUAAGAGGGAAAUUGCUGCUAUCUCUUCUAAAGCUGCAUCUGCCUCGCCUCCCCCGCCGCUCCCUGGGGCGGCUGUGGUCCCCCCGCCUCCCCCGCCGCUCCCUGGGGCGGCUACGGUCCCGCCGCUCCCUGGGGCGGCUAUGGUCCCGCCUCCCCCGCCGCUCCCUGGGGCGGCUGCGUUCCCGCCGCCUCCCCCGCCGCUCCCUGGGGCGGCUGCAUUCCCACCUCCUCCCCCUCCGCUCCCUGGUGGUCCUGGGAUCCCGCCCCCUCCCCCUCCGCUCCCUGGAGGUCCUGGGAUCCCACCGCCUCCUCCAGGAAUGGGUGCCCCUCCUCCUUUGCCCCCUGGGUUCGGGAGCUGGGGAGCCCCUGCAGCUCCAGCUCUCCCCUAUGGAUUGGCUCCAAAGAAACAAUAUAAGCCAGAGGUGCAGCUGCGGAGACCUAACUGGUCUAAGAUUGUGGCAGAGGAGCUGUCCCAGGACUGUUUCUGGACCAAGGUAAAAGAAGAUCGAUUUGAGAAUGAUGAGCUCUUUGCCAAGCUAACGCUCACCUUCUCUGCCCAGACUAAAUCCUCCAAGGCAAAGCAAGACCAGGAAGGCGGACCGGAGAAGAGUACACAAAAGAAAAAGGUCAAAGAGCUGAAAGUGUUGGAUUCAAAGAGUGCACAGAAUCUCUCGAUUUUCCUGGGCUCCUUCCGUAUGCCUUACGAGGAGAUCAAGAAUGUAAUCCUGGAGGUGAAUGAGGCUGUGCUGACUGAGUCCAUGGUGCAGAACCUGAUUAAGCAGAUGCCAGAGCCAGAGCAGCUGAAGAUGCUGUCAGAGCUGAGAGACGAGUACAAUGAGCUGGCUGAGUCUGAGCAGUUUGGUGUUGUGAUUAGCUCGGUUUCCCGCCUGCGGCCCCGCCUCAACGCCAUCCUUUUCAAGCUGCAAUUUAAUGAGCAGGUGGAGAACAUCAAGCCUGAGAUUGUCUCCGUAACAGCAGCCUGUGAGGAAGUGCGUAAAAGUAAGAGCUUUUCCAGCCUGCUGGAGAUAACCCUACUGGUGGGCAACUUCAUGAAUGCAGGCUCCAGGAAUGCUGGUGCCUUUGGAUUCAACAUUAGCUUCCUCUGCAAGCUCCGAGACACAAAAUCCACUGAUCAGAAGUUAACAUUGCUGCACUUCCUGACUGAACUGUGUGAGCAGCAGUACCCUGACGUAAUGAAGUUCCCUGAUGAGCUCAUCCACGUGGAGAAAGCCAGUCGAGUCUCCGCUGAGAAUUUACAGAAGAAUUUGGAUCAGAUGAAGAAACAGAUUUCAGACCUGCAGCAUGAUGUUGAGAAUUUCCCCACUGCCACAGACGAGAAGGACAAAUUUGUGGAAAAAAUGACCAUCUUUGUGAAGGAUGCUCGGGAGCAGUAUGAAAAGCUGCAAAUGAUGUACUCAAACAUGGAGAACCUUUUUAAGGAGAUGGGCCAGUACUUCCUGUUUGACCCCAAGAAAAUAUCCGUUGAGGAGUUCUUCAUGGAUCUGCACAACUUCAGGAACAUGUUUCUGCAAGCUGCCAAGGAGAAUCAGAAGCGGCGUGAGACAGAGGAGAAGAUGCGCCGAGCUAAACUGGCCAAGGAGAAAGCUGAGAAGGAAAGACUGGAGAAGCAGCAGAAGAGAGAGCAGCUGAUAGACAUGAAUGCAGAGGGUGAUGAGACAGGGGUGAUGGACAGCCUGAUGGAGGCCCUGCAGUCAGGAGCAGCGUUCCGGAGGAAGAGAGGACCUCGCCAGGCAAAGAGAAAAGCCGGCUGUGCUGUCACCUCACUGCUAGCCUCGGAGCUGAUGAAAGAUGAUGCGCUGAGUGCAGUACCAAGCAAGGCAGUAAAGAGCACCGAGGCAGCAACGGAUGGAGGGACCCAUGAUGAUAGCAUGGAGAUGAUCAGCCGUUCAAGCUAG
Messenger RNA from Emys orbicularis (European pond turtle), 3582 nucleotides. RefSeq names its product diaphanous related formin 1 (gene DIAPH1). Gene Ontology annotation, cellular component: actin filament. NCBI's taxonomy places the organism in Eukaryota, Metazoa, Chordata, Testudines, Emydidae. Gene Ontology annotation, biological process: actin filament polymerization; actin cytoskeleton organization. The transcript has 29 exons. Gene Ontology annotation, molecular function: actin binding; small GTPase binding. The coding region runs from base 1 to 3582 and encodes 1193 amino acids. The record is from RefSeq and is a predicted model, not a curated record.